AGGCUAAGCCAUGACUUCAGGAUCUGGGCAUGUGGACUCCAAGGCUGAGCUCACUGCUUUGCUUGAGCAAUGGGAGAAAGAACAUGGCAGUGGGCAAGACAUGGUCCCUAUUCUCACCAGAAUGUCCGAGCUGAUUGAGAAAGAGACUGAAGAGUACCGCAAAGGGGAUCCAGACCCAUUUGAUGACCGACACCCAGGUCGAGCGGACCCAGAGUGCAUGCUUGGUCACUUACUGAGGAUACUUUUCAAGAAUGAUGAUUUCAUGAAUGCGCUAGUGAAUGCUUAUGUGAUGACAAGCAGAGAACCUCCGUUAAACACUGCUGCCUGUCGACUUCUUCUGGAUAUCAUGCCGGGACUGGAAACUGCUGUUGUCUUUCAGGAAAAGGAGGGCAUAGUUGAAAAUCUCUUUAAGUGGGCGCGAGAGGCUGAUCAGCCGCUACGGACAUAUGCAACGGGGCUGUUAGGAGGAGCUAUGGAAAACCAAGAUAUCGCUGCAAACUAUAGGGACGAGAACUCGCAAUUGGUGGCUUUGGUGCUUCGACGGCUGCGAGAGUUACAGGUUACUGAAAUGACUACGAAACAAGAAAACAAGCGUCCCAGUCCUCGGAAAGUGCCAUCAGACCCUCUGCUACCUCUGGAUGAAGAGGCUGUGGAUAUGGAUUACGGGGAGAUGGCAGUAGAUGGAGAGCAAGAGGAAGUUUCGGGGGAUAUGGAGAUCUCCUUUCAUCUUGAUUCAAGUCACAAGACCAGUAGCAGGGUAAACUCUGCUAUAAAGCUAGAUGAAGGGGGACUGAGAAAAAGCAAAUCAGGGAAACAACAUGAAAGAGACGGCUUCCGGAAGGCCAAGCAAAAACUGGGCUUCUCGGCUUCAGAACCAGAGCGGAUGUUUGUUGAACUGUCCAACAGCAGCUGGUCAGAAAUGUCACCGUGGGUGAUUGGCACUAAUUAUACACUUUACCCUUUGACUCCCGCCAUAGAGCAGAGGCUAAUUCUUCAGUACCUGACUCCCUUAGGGGAGUACCAAGAGCUACUACCCAUCUUUAUGCAACUGGGGUCAAGGGAGCUGAUGAUGUACUACAUCGAUUUGAAGCGAACCAAUGAUGUGCUGCUCACUUUUGAAGCCCUUAAGCACUUGGCAUCGUUGCUGCUGCACAACAAGUUUGCAACGGAGUUUGUUGCUCACGGAGGAGUGCAAAAGUUGCUGGAGAUCCCUCGUCCUUCCAUGGCAGCAACAGGGGUCUCCAUGUGUUUGUAUUAUUUGUCUUACAAUCAAGAUGCCAUGGAGAGGGUGUGCAUGCACCCCCAUAAUGUGCUUUCUGAUGUAGUAAAUUACACCUUAUGGCUAAUGGAGUGCUCCCAUGCCUCAGGCUGCUGCCAUGCUACCAUGUUCUUCUCCAUUUGCUUCUCCUUCCGUGCUGUCCUGGAGCUCUUUGACAGGCAUGAUGGCCUUCGGCGUCUGGUUAACCUGAUAAGCACUCUUGAGAUCUUAAACCUGGAAGACCAAGGAGCCCUCUUGAGUGACGAUGAGAUCUUUGCCAGUCGCCAGACUGGGAAACACACCUGCAUGGCCUUGCGUAGAUACUUCGAGGCGCACCUUGCUAUCAAACUCGAACAGGUGAAGCAGUCACUUCAGCGCACUGAGGGAGGCAUUCUGGUCCAUCCGCAGCCCCCCUACAAGGCCUGUUCAUAUACUCAUGAGCAGAUUGUGGAGAUGAUGGAGUUCCUCAUUGAGUAUGGCCCAGCACAGCUGUACUGGGAGCCAGCAGAGGUUUUCCUCAAGCUGUCUUGUGUCCAACUCAUGCUUCAGCUCAUUUCAAUAGCAUGCAACUGGAAGACAUACUAUGCAAGGAAUGACACAGUACGAUACGCUUUGGAUGUACUAGCCAUCCUGACUGUGGUUCCUAAAAUCCAGUUGCAGCUGGCAGAACCUGUGGAUGUGUUAGAUGAAGCUGGAUCUACUGUUUCCACUGUGG
This is a messenger RNA of Eurypyga helias (sunbittern), 1973 nucleotides long. RefSeq names its product protein VPRBP-like. NCBI's taxonomy places the organism in Eukaryota, Metazoa, Chordata, Aves, Eurypygiformes, Eurypygidae. The record is from RefSeq and is a predicted model, not a curated record. The annotation marks the transcript as partial. Gene Ontology annotation, molecular function: histone H2AT120 kinase activity; nuclear estrogen receptor binding. The transcript is spliced from 12 exons. Gene Ontology annotation, cellular component: Cul4-RING E3 ubiquitin ligase complex; nucleus. Gene Ontology annotation, biological process: protein ubiquitination.